Gastrolobium bilobum is the source of this 1686-nucleotide messenger RNA. RefSeq lists its product as uncharacterized. Bases 201 to 1343 code for a protein of 380 amino acids. The record is from RefSeq and is a predicted model, not a curated record. The transcript is spliced from 5 exons. Lineage: Eukaryota; Viridiplantae; Streptophyta; Magnoliopsida; Fabales; Fabaceae.
AAAACUAAAUAAAAUAAAAUAAAAUCCUCUCUGUCAGGUUCAGUUCACAUUGCAAGAAAAGGUGAACACUUUACUACACCCACAAGAAGAAGAAGAAGAAGUAAUGUGAACAGUGAAGUGACCUUUUUUGUGUGUGUGUCUCUUUCAGUGAAGAAGAACAAGAAGAAGAUCUUUGGCAUUGAGAAGAUAUCAAGUGAGAGAUGGGUGGGGUUACAUCUUCCAUGGCUGCCAAGUUGGCCUUUUUCCCUCCGAACCCACCAUCGUACAAGCUGGUGAAGGAAGAAGCCACAGGUUUGUUGCUGUUAGACACGUUCCCUCACCGUGAAAACGUUGAAGUUCUCAAGUUUCCGAAUCGCCGAGGCACUGAGAUUGUGGCCAUGUAUGUUCGGCAUCCAAUGGCCAAAUCAACCAUACUUUACUCGCAUGGGAAUGCCGCUGAUAUUGGUCAGAUGUAUGAGCUCUUCAUCGAGUUGAGCAUCAACUUGCGUGUCAAUCUAAUGGGAUACGAUUACUCUGGCUAUGGACAGUCAUCAGGGAAGCCAAGUGAGCAUAAUACUUAUGCUGACAUUGAAGCUGCAUAUAAGUAUCUUGAAGAGAACUAUGGUGCUAAGCAGGAAGACAUAAUCCUUUAUGGUCAAUCUGUUGGAAGUGGCCCUACUGUGGAACUUGCUGCCCGUUUGCCCCGACUAAGGGCUGUUGUUCUUCACAGUCCUAUACUAUCAGGCUUGAGAGUCAUGUACCCUGUGAAACGAACAUACUGGUUUGACAUUUACAAGAACAUUGAUAAAAUUCCAUCAGUGAAGUGUCCAGUGCUAGUAAUUCAUGGAACUGCUGAUGAGGUUGUUGAUUGCUCUCAUGGCAAGCAUUUGUGGGAGCUAUGUCAACAGAAAUAUGAGCCUUUAUGGCUCAAAGGAGGAAAUCACUGUAAUUUGGAACUUUAUCCAGAAUACCUUCGACAUCUCAGAAAAUUCAUAUCAACAGUAGAAAAGCCACCAUCACAAAGAGUAAGUUUUAGGAGAAGCAUAGACAGAGUUGAACAAUCCAGAGGAAGUACUGAUUGCUUUGAAAUGCCAAGGAAGAGUACUGAUCAGAGGGACAAACCAAGGAAAAGUACUGAUAGAACAGAAAAACUGAAAUUUCAUGAAUAUAAAAUCAACAGUACAGAAAAGUUAGAGAAGUUAAGAGUCCAAUUUGAGCAGACGGAGAGGUCACGAAGAAGCGUAGAGUACAACGAUAAAUCCAGAAGCAUUGAGUUCCAAGAUAAAUCCAGGAGAAGUGUUGAUGUUCAGUUCGAGAGGCCACGGAAGAGCAUUGAUUGGCUUGACAGAAUUCGAGCUACCUGAAGCUCUUGAAGCAUCUAUUAUAUUGGUAUUGAGUUUGCUACCUGGGAGGGAAAAGUACAAAGAUACACACACAGUUAUAUACACUUGGGGUUUAACUUAUGGUUUGCAGAAUGCAUAUGUUAUGUUGCUCUUGCUGUUUCAUACUUUAAUUGCAAUGUUCAUGUGGUGGAUGUAGAUUUGGAUAUGUUGGGUUUCAAUUUGUUAUUAUUAUUUUCAAUUGAAUGACUCUAACAUUGUUUUAGUCUCUUAAGAAAGAAGAUGAACCUCAUGUCAAAGGUGGCCAUUGCUAUGAUUUGUGAAAACUCACAUGAAUUGAAUAUCUAUAUUUAUUUUUCCUUUACUU